Populus trichocarpa (black cottonwood) is the source of this 6388-nucleotide messenger RNA. RefSeq lists its product as uncharacterized. Gene Ontology annotation, molecular function: ATP binding; protein kinase activity. NCBI's taxonomy places the organism in Eukaryota, Viridiplantae, Streptophyta, Magnoliopsida, Malpighiales, Salicaceae. Bases 93 to 6164 code for a protein of 2023 amino acids. The record is from RefSeq and is a predicted model, not a curated record. The transcript has 17 exons. Gene Ontology annotation, biological process: recognition of pollen; protein phosphorylation.
UCCCUUCCUUAAUGGUCAGCGUCAACAAAGAACAAGUGCAGUGAAAAUUUGCUUUGCAGUUGACCUUAGUGAUACAUUCAUGGUUAUGGUUGAUGGUAAGAAGAGGUCUUAACCAGAGAGAUCUAUGUGCAAUGCAUAGCAUGCUAUCAACCGUUUGCUUUUCUUAUGCAUUCUUAUUAUGCUCCUCCCUAUUAUGUUGCUUUGCUAGAGAUACCAUCACAUAUGCUGGUAAUUUGAUUAGUCAUGAUGGUGGAGAAACUCUUGUUUCAGCAGGAAAAAGGUUUGAACUUGGGUUCUUUGCCCCCGAACAAAGUUCUGUUUACGGAAGCUAUGUAGGAAUUUGGUAUUACAGGUCGCAUCCACGAAUAGUUGUGUGGGUUGCCAAUCGAAACAGCCCACUUCUUGAUGGUGGAGCAGUUUUGGCUGUCACAGAUGAUGGAAACCUCAAGAUUUUGGAUAAAAAUGCAGAUCCUUUUUGGUCUACAGCGCUUCAAUCAACAUCAAAACCAGGGUAUCGGUUGGCUAAGCUCUUAGAUUCUGGGAACUUGGUUUUUGGUGAUAGUAAUACCCUUUCGACAACUAUUCUAUGGCAAAGCUUUGAACAUCCAACUGAUACAUUUCUUUCAGGUAUGAAGAUGAGUGGGAAUCUAAAAUUGACUUCAUGGAAAAGUCAAGUUGAUCCAAAAGAAGGUAACUUCACAUUUCAGCUAGAUGGAGAAAAGAACCAGUUUGUUAUCGUCAAUGACUAUGUAAAGCAUUGGACUAGUGGGGAGUCAAGUGAUUUCUUUAGCUCAGAAAGAAUGCCUGAUGGAAUAGUAUAUUUUCUAUCGAACUUCACCAGAUCUGUUCCAAAUUCAAAAGGCAGAAGAACAACUCGAUCACCCUCGGAUUAUAAUAAUACAAGGAUUAGGUUGGAUGUUAAAGGGGAGCUACAAUACUGGAACUUCGAUGUGUAUACAAAUUGGUCUUUGCAAUGGUUUGAGCCGAGAGACAAAUGCAAUGUGUUUAAUGCCUGUGGGAACUUUGGCAGCUGCAAUCUGUACAACAUGUUGGCUUGCAGGUGUUUGCCAGGAUUUGAGCCUAUAUCACAGGAAAAUUGGAGGAAUGGAGAUUUCUCUGGUGGUUGCAUCAGAAGCGCUGCCGGAUGUGGGAAGAAUGACACCUUCUUGAGCUUGAAGAUGAUGAGAGUUGGGCAACCAGACACUUCAUUUGUGGUUGAGGAUGAAAAGCAAUGCAGAGAGGAGUGUCUCAAUAAGUGCCAAUGCCGAGCUCAUUCCUUUGUGAAGGGGGAAGUCAAUAUGCGAAGGGACAGACCGCCUAGCGACAACAGUUGCUUGAUCUGGAUGGAUGAUCUUAAAGAUCUUCAGGAGGAAUAUUCUUAUGGUGGGCCCGAUCUCUUUGUUCGUGUCACCAUUGCUGACAUAGAAUCAAAGGCUAAAAGUUGUGAGCCUUGUGGCAUAAAUGUGAUUCCUUAUCCUCUAAGUACUGGAUCAGAUUGUGGUGACCCCAUGUACUUCAGUUUCUACUGCGAUAAUUCCACAGGAAAACUCAGCUUUAAGACACACAACGGCACCUAUAAUGUCACUACCAUCAAUCAAGAUAGAAGAACAUUUGCUAUCCAAGAGAAAGAUGUAGCUGAUUGUAAUGCCAGUACAAGAGGUCAAAUUGGGAAGUUCAACACGUCAUCUCCAUUUAAGAUGAACGCCUCUAAACGCUGGUGUGACUCCAAUGUUUCAUCUCAAGGUCUGGUAGAAAUAGAUAUUGGUUGGGAGCCACCUCCAGAGCCAGUCUGCUCUUCAUCUUCGGACUGCGACGAUUGGCCAAAUUCAACUUGCAAUGUAACAGGAAAUCGUACAGCGAGAUGCCUCUGCAAUUCAAAUUUUUGGUGGGAUGGCAUGGCUCUAAAUUGCGUUCAAGUUGUCGAUGGACAAGCAGGAGGAUAUUCGAGAAAAAAGAAACCAUUGUCUUUGAUUGUAGGAGUUACAAUUGCUAGUGUCAUAGUUCUAUCAAGCAUCUUCCUUUACACCUGCAUUUUUAUGAGAAAGAAGGCCAAACGACGAGAAAGCCAGCAAAAUACUGAAAGAAAUGCAGCUCUUUUGUAUGGCACUGAGAAACGGGUCAAGAACUUGAUAGAUGCAGAAGAGUUCAACGAAGAAGAUAAGAAGGGCAUAGAUGUACCUUUAUUUGAUUUAGACAGCAUACUAGCGGCUACGGAUUAUUUUUCAGAAGCAAACAAGCUUGGAAGAGGGGGCUUCGGACCUGUUUACAAAGGAAAAUUUCCAGGAGGUCAAGAAAUCGCAAUAAAACGACUCUCUAGUGUUUCAGGACAAGGCCUAGAGGAGUUUAAGAAUGAGGUGAUCUUGAUUGCUAGAUUGCAGCAUCGGAAUCUUGUCAGACUAGUAGGCUAUUGCAUAAAAGGAGAUGAAAAGAUUUUACUCUAUGAAUACAUGCCUAACAAAAGCUUAGAUUCCUUCAUAUUUGAUCGAGAUCUCGGAAAGUUACUGAAUUGGGAGAUGCGCUUUGAUAUCAUUUUAGGAGUUGCUAGAGGUCUUCUUUAUCUCCACCAAGAUUCUAGACUCAGGAUUAUUCAUCGUGAUUUGAAAACGAGCAACAUUUUAUUAGAUGCGGAAAUGAAUCCCAAAAUUUCUGACUUUGGAUUGGCAAGGAUGUUCGAAGGCAAACAAACCGAAGGGAGCACAAACAGAGUUGUUGGAACUUAUGGCUACAUGUCGCCAGAGUACGCAUUAGAUGGCUUAUUCUCUGUCAAAUCUGAUGUUUUUAGUUUCGGCGUAGUUGUACUUGAGAUUCUUAGUGGGAAAAGGAACACGGGAUAUUUUAAUUCUGAUGAAGCCCAAAGCCUUCUAGCUUAUGCUUGGAGAUUAUGGAGAGAAGACAAGGCAUUGGAUUUAAUGGACGAGACAUUACGUGAAAGUUGCAACACCAAUGAGUUUCUGAGGUGUGUAAAUGCUGCACUCUUGUGCGUACAAGAUGAUCCAUCCGACCGUCCGACCAUGUCAAAUGUUGUUGUGAUGCUUAGCAGUGAAACUGCAAACUUGCCGGUUCCUAAGAACCCAGCCUUUUUUAUACGAAAAGGCCUUUCUGGCACAGCUUCUUGUUCAAGUAAACAAGGAACAGGCCUUUCUGGCACAGCUUCCUUUGCUAGAGAUACCAUCACAUAUCCUAGAGGUUCGAUUAGUAAUCGUGGUGAAGAAACUCUUGUUUCAGCAGGAAAAAGGUUUGAACUGGGGUUCUAUACUCCUGAACAAGGUUCUGUUUACGAAAGCUAUGUAGCAAUUUGGUAUCACAGGUCGAAUCCACCAAUAGUUGUGUGGGUUGCCAAUCGGAACAAGCCACUUCUUGAUGAUGGAGGCGUUUUGGCUGUCACAGGUGAUGGAAAUCUCAAGAUUUUUGAUAAAAAUGGACAUCCUGUUUGGUCUACAAGACUUGAAUCAACAUCAAAACCAGCGUAUCGGUUGGCUAAGCUCUUAGAUUCUGGGAACUUGGUUUUUGGUGACAGUAAUACCCUUUUGACAACUAGUCUAUGGCAAAGCUUUGAACAUCCAACUGAUACAUUUCUUUCAGGUAUGAAGAUGAGUGCGCAUCUAAAAUUGAUUUCAUGGAGAAGUCAUCUUGAUCCAAAAGAAGGUAACUUCACAUUUCAGCUAGAUGAAGAAAGGAACCAGUUUGUUAUCUCCGAUGGCAGUAUAAAGCACUGGACUAGUGGGGAGUCAAGUGAUUUUCUUAGCUCAGAAAGAAUGCCUGAUGGAAUAGUAUAUUUUCUAUCGAACUUCACCAGAAGUUUUAAAUCCAUUUCUGCUUCUAGUCUAACUUCAAAAUUCAAAGGACCAAAUCUAUCAACCUCAGAUUAUAAUAAUACAAGGAUUAGGUUGGACUUCGAAGGGGAGCUACAAUACUGGAGCUAUAAUACAAAUUGGUCUAAGCUAUGGUGGGAGCCGCGAGACAAAUGCAGUGUGUUUAAUGCCUGUGGAAACUUUGGCAGCUGCAAUCUAUACAAUAGUUUGGCUUGCAGAUGUUUGCCAGGAUAUGAGCCUAACUCACAGGAAAAUUGGACGAAAGGAGAUUUCUCGGGUGGUUGCAUCAGAAGCUCUGCCGUAUGUGGGAAACAUGACACCUUCUUGAGCUUGAAGAUGAUGAGAGUUGGGCAACAAGACACUAAAUUUGUGGUUAAGGAUGAAAAGCAAUGCAGAGAGGAGUGUUUCCGUACGUGCCGAUGCCAAGCUCAUUCCUUUGUGAAGGGGAGAGUCAACAGGGACAGACAACCUAGCAGCAACAGUUGCUUGAUCUGGAUGGAUCAUCUUAAAGAUCUUCAGGAGGACUAUUCUGAUGGUGGGCUAGAUCUGUUUGUUCGUGUCACCAUUGCUGACAUAGAACCGAAGUCUAAAAGCUGUGAGCCUUGUGGCAUAAAUGUGAUUCCUUAUCCUCUAAGCACCGGAUCACAUUGUGGUGACCCCAUGUACUUCAGUUUUAACUGCGAUAAUUCCACAGGAAAACUCAGCUUUAAGACACACAACGGCACCUAUAAUGUCACUACCAUCAAUCCAGAUAGAAGAACAUUUGUUAUCCAAGAGAAAGAUGUAGAUGAUUGCAAUGCCAGUACAAGAGGUCAAAUUCGGAAGUUCAACACGUCAUUUCCAUUUAAGAUGAACGCCUCUAAACGCUGGUGUGACUCCAAUAAUUCAUCUCAAGGUCUGGUAGAAAUAGAUAUUGGUUGGGAGCCACCUCCAGAGCCAGUCUGCUCUUCAUCUUCAGACUGCGACGAUUGGCCAAAUUCAACUUGCAAUGUAACAGGAAAUGGUACAGCGAGAUGCCUCUGCAAUUCAAAUUUUUGGUGGGAUGGCAUGGCUCUAAAUUGCGUUCAUGCAGGAGGAUCUUCGAGAAAAAAGAAACCAUUGUCUUUGAUUGUAGGAGUUACAAUUGCUUGUGUCAUAGUUCUAUCAAGCAUCUUCCUUUACAUCUGCAUUUUUAUGAGAAAGAAGUCCAAACGACGAGAAAGCCAGCAAAAUACUGAAAGAAAUGCAGCUCUUUUGUAUGGCACUGAGAAACGGGUCAAGAACUUGAUAGAUGCAGAAGAGUUCAACGAAGAAGAUAAGAAGGGCAUAGAUGUACCUUUCUUUGAUUUAGACAGCAUACUAGCGGCUACGGAUUAUUUUUCAGAAGCAAACAAGCUUGGAAGAGGGGGCUUCGGACCUGUUUACAAAGGAAAAUUUCCAGGAGGUCAAGAAAUUGCAAUAAAACGACUCUCUAGUGUUUCAGGACAAGGCCUAGAGGAGUUUAAGAAUGAGGUGAUUUUGAUUGCUAGAUUGCAGCAUCGGAAUCUUGUCAGACUAGUAGGCUAUUGCAUAAAAGGAGAAGAAAAGAUUUUACUCUAUGAAUAUAUGCCUAACAAAAGCUUAGAUUCCUUCAUAUUUGAUCGAGAUCUCGGAAUGUUACUGAAUUGGGAGAUGCGCUUUGAUAUCAUUUUAGGAGUUGCUAGAGGUCUUCUUUAUCUCCACCAAGAUUCUAGACUCAGGAUUAUUCAUCGUGAUAUGAAAACGAGCAACAUUUUAUUAGAUGCGGAAAUGAAUCCAAAAAUUUCUGACUUUGGAUUGGCAAGGAUGUUCGAAGGCAAACAAACCGAAGGGAGCACAAACAGAGUUGUUGGAACUUAUGGCUACAUGUCGCCAGAGUACGCAUUAGAUGGCCUAUUCUCUGUCAAAUCUGAUGUUUUUAGUUUCGGCGUCGUUGUACUUGAGAUUCUUAGUGGGAAAAGGAACACAGGAUAUUUUAAUUCUGAUGAAGCCCAAAGCCUUCUAGCUUAUGCUUGGAGAUUAUGGAGAGAGGACAAGGUAUUGGAUUUAAUGGACGAGACAUUACGUGAGAUUUGCAACACCAAUGAGUUUCUGAGGUGUGUAAAUGCUGCCCUCUUAUGCGUACAAGAUGAUCCAUCCGACCGUCCGACCAUGUCAAAUGUUGUUGUGAUGCUUAGCAGUGAAACUGCAAACUUGCCGGUUCCUAAGAACCCAGCCUUUUUUAUACGAAGAGGCCUUUCUGGCACAGCUUCUUGUUCAAGUAAACAAGGAACAGGCCUUUUUGGCACAGCUUCAUCUUCAAGUAAACAAGAAACAAGCAUCGACACAACGAUUGCUUCAGACGAAGGUAGAUAAUUUCCUAUCAAUUUGCAUAAAAUCUUGGAAAGUUUCUCAAUCUUCAAAUGGAAAGGUUUUUUUUUUCCUGGUGAAAUCUCAAGUUUUUCCAUGACAGAAUUCAUGUCUAAUUAGUCCUUCUGUUCUGAAAUUGUAAUCAAAACCCUCUCAGAACUUCAUUAUUGUAUCUGUGUAAUUCCCCGUAAACAAUUUUGCUUUCAAGUGUUCUGCGUUGUUAUUAUCAA